This is a messenger RNA of Rhea pennata, 3925 nucleotides long. It is a transcript of the gene RFTN1, whose product is annotated as raftlin, lipid raft linker 1. The transcript is spliced from 10 exons. Bases 147 to 1946 code for a protein of 599 amino acids. Lineage: Eukaryota; Metazoa; Chordata; Aves; Rheiformes; Rheidae. The record is from RefSeq and is a predicted model, not a curated record.
UCGGCGCGGAGCCGCCCGGCCCCGCUGAGGCGCCUCCCCGCCCGCCAGCGCCGCUGCCGCCCGCUCCCCGCGCCGCAAACUUUCUGCGCGGCGGAGGAAGCGCUGCCGGCGGGGCCGGGCGCCCCCGGGUGCCAGGAGCUGCUGAAAUGGGUUGUGGAUUGAACAAGCUAGAGAAGCACGAUGAAAAACGACCUGGUAAUAUCUAUUCAACUUUGAAGAGGCCCCAGGUAGAAACCAAGAUAGAUGUUUGCUAUGAGUAUCGAUUCCUGGACUUCACGACACUAAAUGAUACUGAGCUGCCAGGAUCAUCUGCAAUCAAGCUUUCCUCCUUGCGUGAUCUCCCAGCUCAGCUGCAAGAAUUGUACCAACAGGGCUUCGUCUUGGCUGCUGUGCACCCUUUCGUGCAACCAACUGAUGAAAAAGAGAAGACUCCCCAGGAACAAAUCUUUAGGGCUGUGCUGAUCAAGAAAACAGAAAGAUCUUCAAAAGGUGAUGUCCAUAGUGAAGGAUAUAUCUUGGAGGUAGAGUGCUGCUCCUCUUUAAAUCAACUUUCAGACAAAAAGGAGAUACCUGAUUUUAUUAAGAAAAUACAAGAUGCUGCAAGUCAAGGCUUGAAAUUUGUUGGAGUUAUACCUCAGUACCAUUCCCAAAAGAACUGCCUUGUCAGCUGCUCUCUGACACCCGCCAGUAACAACUCUGUGCAAUCAAGAGAUAAUAAAAACAUUUCAAACUACUCCGAGGAUCAUGCUUCACUGGAGAGCGAGAAAAUAGAGGGCGUUAAUGGAUGUGACACUCUAGCAACCAGUGAGGAAAGCGCUGACCAGUGUGCCACAUACGGGGAGGAUGGGAAAGGUGAAGGACAGGCUACUGAGCAGCUGAAUUUUAAGUCUGCAAGGCACGGUGAAGAACAAUUUGAACAUGAGAACCCAAGUGGAAGAGAAGCAGCCGACAAGCAGAAUGGAGUAGCAGAGAGUGAGACACCGGCACGAAGUUCAAAACCCCUUACAGGCAAAACAGAGAUCUUCGCUCUGUUCAACAAGCCAAAAACCCCGCAGAGAUGCAGUCAGUAUUACACGGUGACUAUCCCGAUGAAGAUCUCCAGGAAUGGGCAGACUAUCAACAGCUUGGAAGCAAAUUGGCUGGAGCACAUGACAGAUCACUUCAGGAAAGGGGGCUCGUUGGUAAACGCCAUCUUCAGCCUUGGAAUGGUAAAUGAUUCCUUACAUGGAACAGUAGACGGAGUAUUUCUCUUUGAAGAUGUUGCUGUAGAAGACAAUAAAACCGUGCAGGGCUAUGACGCUAUUGUUGUAGAACAGUGGACUGUACUGAAGGGAGCCGAGGUGCAGGCGGAUUACGUGCCGCUGCUGAACUCCCUGGCAGCCUACGGCUGGCAGCUCACCUGCGUCCUUCCCACCCCCGUGGUGAAGACCAACAGGGAGGGGAAUCUAUCCACGAAGCAAAUUGUUUUUCUUCAGAGACCUUCUUUGCCCCAGAAAGCAAGGAAGAAAGAAUCUAAGUUUCACUGGAGGUUCUCCAAAGAAGACAUGCACAACAAACAGCUGAAGAAAUCCAUGAAGGCUAAAGGAAGCUCUAGGGAGAAGCAAAUGGCAGAGGAGGAGCAGGAAUUUGAGAUUGCAGAGAACACAAGAAACUUAGAAGCGCAAAUGUCGACAAGAGGAAAGCCCGAUGUGGAGGGCGAUGUUAUAGACUUGGGAGAGGAGGCAGCGAGGAGCGACAACGGGGGUACCCAGGAGGACGGGGGAUCGGAGGAGACGCGUCGUGCCAGCUGCAGUACUGAACCAAGUGAAACGCAGGUCUGCCUCCGUCAGAGCACGUCCGAGUGCUGCGAGCAGGAGGUAGCAAAUGGGGGAGACUGUGCUCCUGCGACUGACGGCUGCAGCGGGAGCGAUGGGCUCGGACCGGACACAGACUUUUCCUGCGAGUAAGACCUGCGUUUCAAGAAUCCUGUGAGUUGCUGAUACUUUGCCAAUAGAAAAGAACAGAUUGUGCUAAUCACCCUCACUAACUCCAUUGCUCAAUUCAGCGUCUCCUUGGCAUCGUACUUACUUGGCUCCUCAGCUCACCAGUUUCUUGAUGUCUUAAGUAACUGCAGGGCCUGGGCUUUUUAACCCACAGAGGCAAAUUGCAAAAUUCUGUGUGCUUUGCAGAGUGGGCAGGAUACAGGGCCAGAAAACAUGCUUGGGUUUGCUCUGUGACUGACGUUAGCAAACUAGGUUUGUAUCUAGUUCAAGGCAAACAUUCCAACUGGUCAGAUUUUAUUCUGUAAUACUUUUCUGUCAACAUAUCUUUGCUGGAAAAGAUAUAGUGCCAUAUGUUAUUUCUUCAUUAAGCUUGUAGUGUCAUGACAAUGGUAUUUGGGCUUAAACAGGCUGAAAUUGGAAAGCUUAGACAAGAUGGCUGCAUCUGUGUUUAUCUUGAAUAACAUUUACUGAUGAUACGCUCUUCUGAAUUUUAUUAGCUCUUGCAGAUAUUUAAAGCAAUAAGCAAACUGUGUACCUGUAUUAGGUACCUUGGGUAAAUGACCCCCCUUAGUAAAUUUGUGUGAGGCAGAUGAUUCCAAUAUAAAAUGUGAUUUCCUAUUUUCUUAAAUUUAUAGUCUGCUUGCCAAUCAACAAUUUAAGAAUAAUUGCUGGGGUUUCAGAAGAUAGAAAAGCAGAAAGAGAGCCUGUAAAAUGCACUUCUUUGAAUGUGUAUCUUCACUAAAAAUGGAAUUAAGUGUUGCCUCUCAACCUUUCCAUGUGAUUCUUCACCACUUCCUCGUUGUUAUAAAAUGUGUUGUGGGAGAGAAUUGAAAUGACAUGCAAAUAGCAGAGGUCAGUGGCCAACAAAUGUCACUACAUGUCGUUGCAGAAUACAGAUACAUUAAUAGAGGGGCCUUUUUUAUACAAGUAACGAAGUUUUAAGACUGAUACAUAAAACAUAAUUCUGCAAAAUAACCAACAUUUUUACAUUUGGAACUAUAUUGAGAUAAUUACAAGUACAUGCACAUGCAUAAUAUGUUUUCUAAAAUAUACCAGUCUUCUCCAGGUACUUAAGUAUUCUUUAAAAUGUAAGAAGUAGUGGUUUCCCUCUUCUUAACCAGCAGUACCACCUUCAUCCCUAUUUAGAAGUGGUUAAGUAAUCUGGUGAUAAGGUGAGAAAUACAUUCUAAAGUCCCUUGCUAUUUUUUUCUUAAAGCAAGAACCCUGUAAGUAAGUGAUGUAUUGUUUUUUCCCCUUGGCUAAUUUGUGCCUAAUAAUUUUCAUUAGUCUUCAAAUCAAAAUGCUGUACAAAGAAAAACUGUGUUUUUCAUCAGAUGCUAUUUAGAAUGGUUUCAAAAGUACUUUCCACACCUAAAAAUUAUGCAAUUGGCAGAACAUUGCAGAGAUGGGAAAAAAAUCAUAGCAUUUUGAAUAUUCAUCUAAUUUGGAUAACGGCACUUGAGUUUAAAGUAUUCCAUUUCAAACAUAGAAAACAUGGUAGUCCUUUUUUCAUUGAUUGAAGAGUAUUUAUUUUGAAUUUAGUGGCUUAACCACAUGACUGUAAAUAACUUCUUGUGGUAUUCUUCAAUUAGUUCAGUUUCUUAAGUUUAGACUGAAGUUCCCAUAGGCUCAAGAAUCUAUUUCAUUUAUUCUGCUUAAAUGCAAGGUCUGUGCUCUGGAAAGUUAGAAGUAAUUGUCUGCAAUUCUUAUUAGCAUAGGAUCCUUUUACUGAUGGUUUUUGUUUUAAGGACUAGCUUUAUACUAAUCUUGUUUAAAAAUUCACUGUAUUUAAUGAACAUUUUGCUAGUAGAAAGUGUUGCAAUAUAAGGAACUUGUCAAAUUUGAAUAGAAAGCAUUUAUUGCAUUGCAAUUUGACUGUGUUUAACUGGAUCCCAACUGCUUACAAAACUAAAGAGAAAUAAAGUUCGUCCAGAGGUUUCCUA